AUGCAGGGGCUGCUGAUUUUCAGUCUCCUGCUGGGGGCUGUCCUUGGCAAAGAGGACUUCGUGGGGCACCAGGUGCUCCGAAUCUCUGUGGCUGAUGAAGCCCAGGUCCAGAAGGUGACGGAGCUGGAGGACCUGGAGCACCUGCAGCUGGACUUCUGGCGGGGCCCUGCCCAGCCUGGCUCCCCCAUCGAUGUCCGAGUGCCCUUCCCCAGCCUCCAAGCUGUCAAAGUCUUCCUGGAGGCCCAUGGCAUCGAGUACACGAUCAUGAUUGAGGAUGUGCAGUCGCUGCUGGACGAGGAGGAGGAGCAGAUGUUCGCCUUCCAGGCCCGGGCCGCCUCCACCGACACCUUUAACUAUGCCACCUACCACACCCUGGAUGAGAUCUAUGGCUUCAUGGACAUGCUGGUGGCUGAGCACCCACAGCUUGUCAGCAAGCUCCAGAUCGGCAAAACCUAUGAAGGCCGUCCCAUCUACGUGCUGAAGUUCAGCACUGGGGGAAACAACCGCCCCGCCAUCUGGAUCGACACGGGCAUCCACUCCCGGGAGUGGGUCACUCAGGCCAGCGGGAUCUGGUUUGCAAAGAAGAUCACACAGGACUAUGGCCAAAACCCGGCCUUCACCGCCAUUCUUGACAAGAUGGACAUCUUCCUAGAGAUUGUCACCAACCCUGAUGGCUUUGCCUUCACCCACAGCAAGAACCGUUUGUGGCGCAAGACUCGAUCCAUCACGGCAGGCUCCUCCUGUGUUGGGGUGGACCCCAACCGGAACUGGGACGCUGGCUUUGGGAAGGCUGGAGCCAGCAGCAACCCCUGCUCUGAGACUUACCACGGCAAGUUUGCCAAUUCUGAAACGGAGGUCAAGUCCAUCGUGGACUUUGUGAAGAGCCAUGGGAACAUCAAGGCCUUCAUCUCCAUCCACAGCUACUCCCAGCUCCUCCUCUAUCCCUAUGGCUACACAACAGACCCCGCCCAGGACCAGGCUGAGCUGGAUGAGCUGGCCAAGUCUGCUGUGACGGCCCUGGCCUCCCUGUAUGGGACCAAGUUCAAGUAUGGCAGCAUCAUCAAAGCAAUUUGGGCUCCGGGCUUUGGACCGUCAGCCUGGCCCUUGCAGUAUUUCCAGGUGACUGACCAUCGCUCUCCUGCUUCUGUUGCUGCCCAGACCGAGCCAGUGGAGGCACCAUUGACUGGACCUACAACCAGGGCAUCAAGUACUCCUACACCUUCGAGCUCCGCGACACCGGGCGCUACGGCUUCCUGCUGCCCGCCUCCCAGAUCGUCCCCACGGCCCAGGAGACGUGGCUGGCGCUCCAGACCAUCAUGGACCACACCCUGAAGCACCCCUACUGAACUGGCCCUUCGCUCCCUCCUCUUU
Molecule: messenger RNA, 1371 nt
Organism: Myotis myotis
Lineage: Eukaryota; Metazoa; Chordata; Mammalia; Chiroptera; Vespertilionidae
Gene: CPA1
Product: carboxypeptidase A1
Exons: 10
Coding region: 1-1332 (443 amino acids)
Biological process (GO): proteolysis
Molecular function (GO): metallocarboxypeptidase activity; zinc ion binding
Source: RefSeq, a predicted model, not a curated record